Messenger RNA from Striga hermonthica, 2409 nucleotides. The record is from the annotation of a GenBank genome assembly. NCBI's taxonomy places the organism in Eukaryota, Viridiplantae, Streptophyta, Magnoliopsida, Lamiales, Orobanchaceae.
AUGGGUGGGAAAAGCAGAAAAAAGGCGAAUAAAUCGAGCAGCAGGGGCCCAAGGCCACGGCCCUUUGCUCCUUCUUGCUCCUCCGCGGGCCGCGGUCUCUUCGUAGAGGGUGGAUUCUUGUCUGAUUUGUCUGCCUUCAGCUCUCCUCCUUCAAGAGGGAGGAAAAGAAAUAAUGGGGUGAAUGGGAAUUCGAGAUCCGGUGCUGGAUCGGACGGCCUCUAUGAUACAAGAACCGGGUCGGGUUCGUAUCGUGGAAGAGAGGCCCAGGGGAUGAGAGGGAAUGCGAUUGGGUAUAUCUAUCCUCAGGAAAAUGUCUCUGAUGGAGUUGAAAACCAGGAAAAUGAAUUCAGUGCAUCAAAUCCCGUAGUUUUGGUCGACUCAGGGAAGAGCCCGAUUGUUGUCUAUUUAGAUGAAGGACCAGUCAACGAGCCCCAAAACAUGGAAUACACGUAUGAGUACACUACUAGCUUUGCACUGGACGAAAGCCCACACAGAGGUUUAGGGUUCCAUGAUGAAAUGCAAACUCCUCCACACGCCAUUGGGUCCUCUUCCAGCAGGCAACAGAAAGAGAGUGAUUAUGCCGACAUUUCUUCUUCUGAGGAAGAAGGUGGUGUAGAUGUUAAUGAUGCAAUGAACGACAUGUCCUUUAUGGAGGAAAAUCUAGGUUAUGUGGUAAUCGGUGGCUCUAAAAUAUACACUCAGGAUACCAGUGACGAGGAUGAAGAUGAAGAUGAAGAUGAAGAUGAAGAUGUAAGUGAUGAUGAAAGCUCGAGCACCUCAGACUCAAACAACUGCUCUGAAACAUCCGAGAGUGAUAGUUUGUCAGACAGUGGUUCAGAUGUUGAUGAUGAGGUUGCUGAGGAUUACUUCCAGGGUAUUGGAGGGAAUGUGGACACCAUUAAUGUCAGUCGGCUUAUAAGACAGGUUUCUGGUUUGUCUGAUGAUGAUGAUGAUGAUGAAGAUGAAGGCAGUUUGGACGAAACUGUGCACAAGUUGGGUGGAAUUUAUCUUCAGGAGGCUUCAAGACAGUAUGGGAUGAUGCCCAAGUUGGGGAGGAAGUAUUUCAGAGAAGAUAAAAAGUCAACGCCUGUUAAGUAUGCAUGCCCGUCUACUGUAGAUGACCUGAUGUUUGUUAAGGAUCCAAGAACUCUCUCUAGAAGGAAAAAACAUGUUGCUAGAAUUCCACAGUCUUGGCCAGGGGAAGCUCGCAGGAGCAAGAAGAAGAGGAGAAUACCAGGGGAGAAAAAGAGACAUCAUAAAGAAAUGGUUGCUGCAAAGCGGCUGGAUAGAAUGCGUUUGCGUGGUGUAGAUCUCCAAAAAAUAAAUACGAAAUUGGAGCAGCUAGUUCUUGAUGGCACGGACAUGCAGUCUUUCCCACCCAUGCUUCCACGGGAUUGUUCUCAGGUAAGGAGAUUAGCUGCUAUUUAUCGUUUGCAAAGUGGGUGCCAAGGAUCCGGCAAGAAGAGAUUUGUCACAGUCAUCCGAACACCACACACUUCUAUGCCGUCCUCAGCUGAUAAAAUACGCCUGGAGAAGAUGAUAGGAAUUGAGGACGAUGAAAAUGCAGAUUUCUCGGUUACGGGUGGAAAGCCCUUAAAAGGGAACAACAUGCACGGCUUAAACAAACCUGCCAGAAACCGUACUUCUACAACCCAAGUGGGCCAACAGUCUUCCCGGAAGAAAUUAAAUGGGUCAUCAAAAAGGAAAACUUCCGGCAAAGUCGGGUCGUACGCUGCCCAGCCAUUGUCCUUUGUCUCAAGUGGUAUUCUGAAUACCGAAAUAAUGGAGCUGCAAAUAAAUGAGCCGAAUGAGAUGAAAUCGGCCUCCGAUGGUAACGACAGCAAACCCGAAACGUGCACGGUACAAUACGGCGCGUUUGAGAUGCACACAACCGGGUUCGGCUCGAAAAUGCUGGCCAAGAUGGGAUAUGUUGAAGGCAGCGGACUAGGUAAGGAUGGCCAGGGCAUGGCAAAGCCCAUUGAAGUGGCCCAGAGGCCCAAAUCGCUCGGGUUGGGUGCUGAGGCUCCUGAAACUAGCGAUAAAUCUGGAAAUGUGAAAUCUCAGCCCAAGCCUGCAGGAAGGAAGGGGCCCAAGGCUUCUGCAACAAAUGCUAAAGAGACGAAAGAUGAGAAGAAUAAUUUCGGUUCGUUUGAGAAGCAUACCAAGGGAUUCGGGUCGAGGAUGAUGGCGAAAAUGGGCUUUGUGGAGGGUACGGGCCUGGGUAAGGAUUCUCAGGGCAUGGUGAACCCUUUGUCCGCCGUCAGGCGUCCGAAGUCGAUGGGGUUGGGUGCCGGAAGCUUGAGUGGCUUUCCUCUGGAUUUUCAAGGGUUGUCGGGGGCGCACUGGACACCAGGGACAUGCAGUGCUCUUCCAGCCGCUGGACCCUACCUCUGGCUGAGUCGUUUCUAG